ACCUAGCAACCAGUGUUUUAGACAUGGCGGACAAGUACAACGCAGAAAAUAUUAUAACAGAAACUCAAAAGAGGAUAAGUAAUGCCUUUGACGUGUUUGACCACGAAUCCAACAAGACUGUUGAUGUCAGAGAAAUAGGCACCAUUAUCCGUUCACUUGGCUGUUUCCCAUCAGAAGCUGAUUUGCAUGAUAUCAUUGCUGAGCUAGAAGAAGAAGAGCCCACUGGGUUUGUACGCUAUGAGAAGUUUCUUCCAACCAUGACUAAGAUUCUGCUGGAACGCAAGUUCCGUCCUAUUACAGAAGACCUGCUUCUUCAGGCCUUUGAGGUUUUAGAUCAACAAAAAAAAGGACACUUGGAACCAGAGGAACUGACCAAAUAUUUAACUCAAGAAGGAGAGCCUUUCACACAGGAAGAGAUGGAUGAAAUGCUGUCUGCGGCUGUUGAUCCUGAUAAAAAUGUAAUUCUCUACAGGGACUUUGUGAGCAUGAUGACCUUUGAUGACACUCGAUAAUGGCUGACGCCAUGAAUAGAUAGAAUAAAUAAGUAUUUUUUAUAGAGUUAAAAUCAAGAUAUCAUUACCAAAAUCAUCUCAGUUACCAUAAUAAAUAAUAUGCUGUAUUUUUAUUUUAUUAUGAAUCUUUGCCCAUGGUAAAAUGCCCAAAUACUCUUUCCGUAUUAUAUACUUUGGCAAAAUUACACAGUAUGAUAUUUUACCCUAUUCAAAUAGCAUUUAUUUGAAAUAUGUGUGCAAGACUGAGAGGGUGUUCAUAGACUGAUUAAACAUUCUCGCUAUUAAUGAGGCAGGUUUUCUAAAGCCAGUUGUGUGUCUGAGAGCUUCAUUAUAAAGUCAGCGUGUGGUGUCUUUAUUCUUUCAGUUUCAUUAGCAGACUCUGAUACCACAGGUUUUGUGAAGGGGUGGCAUAUCCUUGCAGCUCAUUUUUUCCUAAUUAACCUGUGCCCCAUGAGUGCAUCUGUGUGGGGGAGAGACCGGGAACGGAGAACUGACCAGACAAGUACAUUACUUAUGAUGGCCUUUACAGAAUGCAAUCAUAAAGACUGCAUACUGGUGGCAUGACAAAUUAUGAUCUAACAUUUCAUGAAAUUCUGUGCUUUAAAAAAAUGAACUGAUCAGAAAAAUUAAUAACAGUUAAACAUUAUAGUUGAGUUUUUUAUCUGAGUUUGCUUUAUCUACAAUACUAGUCAAAAGUUUUUGAACAGUAAGAUUUUUAAUGUUUUUUUUUUAAGAAGACUUCUGCUCACCAAGCCUGCAUUUAUUUUAUACAAAAUACAGCAAAAGCUGUAUUUGUAUUGUGAAAUAUUUUUACUGUUUAUAAUAACUGUUUUCUAUGUGCAUAUAUUUUAAAAUGUAAUUUAUUAAUGUGAUCAGAGCUAAAAAGUGCUAAAAAGAAAUUAUAGAAAUUAAUACUUAGCAAGGAUGCUUUAAAUUGAUAAAGAUGUUUGUAAUGUUACGAAAGAUUUCUAUUUCAGAUAAAUGCUGUUCUUUUGAACUUUCUAUUCGUCAAAGAAACCUGAGUUUCGUAUAAAGAAAUUCUACUCAGCUGUUUUCAACGUAAUAAUAAUGAUAAUAAAAAUGUUUUUAAGCAGCAAAGCAGAAUAUUAGAAUGAUUUCUGAAGGAACAUGUGACACAAGACUAGGGUAAUGAAUGCUAAAUAUUCAGCUUUGAAAUCA
Messenger RNA from Labeo rohita (rohu), 1691 nucleotides. It is a transcript of the gene drc8, whose product is annotated as EF-hand calcium binding domain 2. NCBI's taxonomy places the organism in Eukaryota, Metazoa, Chordata, Actinopteri, Cypriniformes, Cyprinidae. Gene Ontology annotation, molecular function: calcium ion binding. The record is from RefSeq and is a predicted model, not a curated record. The transcript is spliced from 7 exons. Bases 24 to 512 code for a protein of 162 amino acids.